AUGUUUAAGUUUGACUUCAAAAUUGAGUCGGAAACUGGUGACAUUCCACUGGAGAAUGGCGAAGUAUCCACUGAAUGUAAAGGAAUAACGGUUGCUGAAGAAUGUUCCAACAAAGAUUGGUACAAAUCGGAGGAAAUAAAACCGACCGAAGAUAUCUUGGAAAACAUCGACAUUUGCAAAUUAAACUCUUUGAGCAAAGACUACAAAAGCGUUGCCCUUCGCUAUAUGGUUUCGGGUUUUCUUCUGGAAGAUAUAAAGAAUAACGAAGGUGACGAGGUCACCGAUUUAAAGAAGGCCGAAGAAAAUCAUUCGGAUCUUAUACCGGCAGUGUAUGAGGGUGGGGCAAAGAUCUGGGAAUGUACCGACGAUCUGUUGAUGUACUUUGCAGAAAACAUUUCUACCUCGGAAUGGAAAGAUAAAUAUGUAUUGGAUUUAGGCUGUGGAUCUGGACUUCUGGGCAUUUAUGCUUUCAACAACGGAGCAAAAGUUACUUUUCAUGACUAUAAUAAGGAUGUGCUUGAAAACAUCACAAUACCGAAUGUGGUUUUAAAUACAUUGCAACAAUCCGAUGAUGAUGAUGAGGACAUUUAUGAUUUCGAGAAAUUACUUGAGAAAACUCGUUAUUUUUCAGGUGAUUGGGAAAAGUGGUGCAGUUCGCAAAUAUGUGACAAAUUAUAUGAUAUUAUUGUUACCUCCGAAACUAUAUAUAAUCCAGACAAUCAACAGAAGUUGCUUAACUGCCUGCAUGAUAAACUAAAAGUGGACGGAAAAGUUUAUGUAGCUGCAAAAACCUAUUACUUCGGAGUGGGCGGAGGAUUACGCCAAUUUGAGCAAUUAAUCGAAAAGGACAAACGAUUUACAUUCAAAUCGUUGUGGUUAUCCACAGAAGGUGUUAAUAGGGAAAUACUAGAAUUAAGAAAGAAAUGA
Messenger RNA from Musca vetustissima, 927 nucleotides. RefSeq names its product histidine protein methyltransferase 1 homolog. Lineage: Eukaryota; Metazoa; Arthropoda; Insecta; Diptera; Muscidae. The coding region runs from base 1 to 927 and encodes 308 amino acids. The transcript has 3 exons. Gene Ontology annotation, molecular function: protein-L-histidine N-tele-methyltransferase activity. The record is from RefSeq and is a predicted model, not a curated record. Gene Ontology annotation, biological process: peptidyl-histidine methylation, to form tele-methylhistidine.